ACACACACACACACACACACACACAGCCGUUGCAAAUUGCAAAUUGCAAAUUGCGUGCCUCGUGAAAGUGCGCAACCACCACUUUGUUGCUGUCCUCCGCGAGUCCUUGCGCACUCCACCACCAUCAGCGCACCCACACCAAGCAAGCAACCACGUUGCUUCACUUCUUGCUUUGAUCAGGUAGCGCCGACAAACCACACCCCCCCCGCCUCUUCCCUGCUCGCUUGCUUGCUUGUUGUUGUGUUGUGGCCGUUCCAUUUGCCGCUGGCCCUCUUGUAUGCGUCCUCUUUGAUUGAAUUGCCAGUCACGAACCGAACCAGAGGUCAAUGUGGAUGAAACAAGUGAGAACGCACAUGUCCCUGUCCUCUGCUUCGCCUCUUGUUGCAACACACGAUAACAACGCACCACUCGCCUCGCGUGCACGCACACGUACACUUUGAAACGAAGAAGGGAACCACAGACGACCAAACAUGGUGUUCUCGUACCACUCGCACAGCGGGCAGUUCUGCAAGCAUGCGGCAGAGACGCUUGAGGCGAACGUGCUCGCAGCCAUCGAGCUGGGCUUCACCCACCUCGGCCUUUCCGAGCAUAUGCCUCGCUACUGUGACGAGCACUUGUACCCCGAAGAGAAGGAGCUGGGCAUGACACCCGCCGAUCUGGAGCAGCAGUUCGACGCCUACGUGCAGGAAGCACGCCGCGUCAAGGCAAAGUACGCCGACAAGAUCCACCUCGUCAUCGGCUUUGAGACGGAGAUGUGCCGCCCAGAGUCCGUGGCAGAUGCACUGCACCUGAUGCAGAAGUACUCGCUCAGCUACUGCGUGGGCUCCGUGCACCACGUCAAUGGCGUUCCCAUCGACUUUGAUGAGCCAACCAUUGCACGCGUGGAGAAACAGCUCGGCUCCACGGAGGCGCUCUUCGUGCGCUACUUCGAGCUCGUCAAGGAGAUGAUUGAGGGCAUCAAGCCUGCUGUCGUCGGCCACUUUGACCUCAUUCGUCUGCUGCGACCACAGCAGCCGCUCACGGAGCGCAUCUUGGCUGCUGCCGAUGCCGCCAUCAACGCCGCCGUCAAACACAACUGCCUGUUUGAGAUUAACACUGCAGCGCUUCGCAAGGGCCUCCAGGGGCCUUACCCACACGCCGACCUCGCCCUUCGCAUUGCGCAGCGCGGAGCCCGCUUCACCAUCAGCGGCGACAGCCACUGCCCCGACUUUGUGGCCACGUGCUAUGCCGCGCUCCCCGCGUAUCUGGACGCCCUCGGCGUGGACGCCAUCUGGUACCUUGAGGCCGACGAAGGCAAGCCCGCCCUGGCACACCUGUGCACGGACUGGCGGCGCUGGUUCGACACACACUGCCAGCAGCAAGACGGCAAGGAAGGGCACGUGGUGGCAACGGACAACACCGGGCAGACAGCCUCCAAGUGACGCCGGUGCAUGCGAACUCAUGCUGUGUGACGACCUCGUGCAGUCACGAGUGUGCUAUCCAUCUCAUUUGUUUGCCGUAAGCAACCCUGUCGUUCCCCCUCCCUCCUUCCUCUCUUUGCGAUGUGUGCCCCUUCCUUGCUUGCCCCCCCCCCCCUCC
Messenger RNA from Salpingoeca rosetta, 1578 nucleotides. Its product is annotated as histidinol-phosphatase. The coding region runs from base 471 to 1421 and encodes 316 amino acids. The transcript has 4 exons. Gene Ontology annotation, molecular function: histidinol-phosphatase activity. The record is from RefSeq and is a predicted model, not a curated record. Lineage: Eukaryota; Choanoflagellata; Craspedida; Salpingoecidae. Gene Ontology annotation, cellular component: cytoplasm. Gene Ontology annotation, biological process: L-histidine biosynthetic process.